AUGGCAGUGAUGGCAUCAGGCUUUACAGCUUCCACCCCAGGAAUGGUCUAUGCAAGUUCUUCUCUCCAUCACCGUGAAAGCACAUGGGAACUACAAACACCCGAGAUUUUCUCCUGCUCACACCCGCCACGCUCCAGGCUGCUGUCUCAGGGGGAAGCCAAGCCACCAGAAGUGAUUUUAGGAGCGGCUCGCUCCCCGCAGCUCCCCACCACGUUACACCGAAGAACCCCCCCGCGGGAGGCGUGCCGGGAGAGCCCCCCGCCGCCGCAGCCACGCAGGUGCCGCCGGGGCCGCCUGCCCAGCACCCCCGGCCGAGGGCGGGACCCGACCUACGCGCCUCCGCCGGGGGUGGGGGGAAAGCGCUGCUUCGCCCUCCCCGGCCGAGAAGCCGCGGGCGGCGAGGCGCACCGAGACCCGCCGCCACCUCCACACCCCCGCGGCCUCCCCCCGGCCGGGGGCAGCGGCUGCCGGAGGCCGAGGCGGCGGGAGGCGGGGGGAGGGCGGCGAGGACCCGCCGGUGCGCCGCCGCCCCCUCCUCAGCGCCGCCGCCAACGGCCGCAACGGCCACCGGGGCCGGCGCGGCGCGGCGCGGCCCCGCCCCCUGUGUGGGCGUGGCCGGCGGGGCGUGGCGGGGGCGUGGCCGGCGGGCCGGGCGGCUUUGGCGCGGAGCGGCGACAGCAGCCGUGA
This is a messenger RNA of Chroicocephalus ridibundus (black-headed gull), 687 nucleotides long. Its product is annotated as proline-rich protein 2-like. The transcript is spliced from 2 exons. Bases 1 to 687 code for a protein of 228 amino acids. The record is from RefSeq and is a predicted model, not a curated record. Lineage: Eukaryota; Metazoa; Chordata; Aves; Charadriiformes; Laridae.